Molecule: messenger RNA, 4517 nt
Organism: Erinaceus europaeus (western European hedgehog)
Lineage: Eukaryota; Metazoa; Chordata; Mammalia; Eulipotyphla; Erinaceidae
Gene: CDK15
Product: cyclin dependent kinase 15
Exons: 13
Coding region: 919-2130 (403 amino acids)
Biological process (GO): protein phosphorylation
Cellular component (GO): cytoplasm; nucleus; cytosol
Molecular function (GO): ATP binding; cyclin binding; cyclin-dependent protein serine/threonine kinase activity
Source: RefSeq, a predicted model, not a curated record
ACAGUGGAAAGGUAAAAACAUCUUCAAACUGUCUCCGAACUAAACCAAACGUUGGGCGCUCCCCUUCCCGCCCCUGAUAAUGACGUCAUCACCACGCCGCCUCUCCGGUGGGCCCCAGAGGCCGCCUAGUGUUUUCAUUGCAUAGCUGCAACGUGGGAAAGAAAGGAAAGAUUGGCCUUGCCUAGGAUCCACAGAGCUCCCCAGUACGGUGUUUGCCCAGCUCAGUUGCAUGGCUGCUGGCUUGUAACCCAACUAGACUCACACCUCCUAAAUCCUCUCAGAAAUAUUUUUUGGAGCUGUCUCUCUUGGCGCACAGAGGAUGCAAACUGCAAGUGUGCAGUCACUCAUUCUGCAGAUUUGUAUUCAGACCAAUGCAGAGGUUGCAGCCUGUGUCUGAAGCUCCAAUGCAUACAUAUUCUAUCAUAUUCACCAGUACUUAAACUUAACUUGCCUCAUGGGUCCUCCUCUCAUCUGCAAAAACAUUCGUAUGCAACAAUCUAACCCACCCUUGCACCAGUCCUGGAAAUCGCAAAGCCCUGAGAACAGUAACACUGCAAAACAAAGGUGUCCAACUUUGAAAGCAUCUUUCAUGUGACCAGGCAAUCUUGCAAAAACGAAAACAGUCCUUUGUCCUUUAACCGUUGCUGCUCAGAAUCUCCUAUCCCUAUCCACAUUCUCAACUAAUGCAGUCUCCUAACUUCUUAAUGAACCGCCUCGGCCCUCCCUUGGUAAAAGUAAACAAAUGAAAACUGCCUUGUGCAUUUUUUAAGGAAAUGGAAUCAUCAAGGACGGCGUUCCAUAACACCCACAAGCCACUUUUACAAAACUUACCUGCAACCCCGGGCUUCUUUUCUUGACCCUUUCUCCUUGGACGGUGGUCUUCUCAAGCUAACAGACCUAAAAGAAGCAUCAUGUUCCAUGACUUCAUUUCAACCCAAGGGACCUCAGGCUGUACAUGCCCGGAAGUUCAAGAGCAAAAGGUCACGGAGUAACAGCGACUCUUUUCAGGAAGAGGAUCCGAGACCGGGUUUCCAGUGGCAGAGGAAGAACCUUCCUUUUGGGGCAGCUUCAUCCUACUUGAACUUGGAGAAGCUGGGUGAAGGUUCUUAUGCUACAGUUUACAAGGGGAUUAGCAGGAUAAAUGGACAACUAGUGGCUUUAAAAGUUAUCAGCAUGAAUGCAGAGGAAGGAGUACCAUUUACAGCUAUCCGGGAAGCCUCUCUGCUGAAGGGUUUGAAGCAUGCCAAUAUUGUGCUGCUGCAUGACAUAAUCCACACCAAAGAGACACUGACAUUUGUCUUUGAGUACAUGCACACAGAUCUGGCACAGUAUAUGCUGCAGCACCCAGGAGGGCUUCAUCCCCACAAUGUCAGGCUUUUCAUGUUUCAACUUCUGCGGGGCCUGGCGUUCAUCCACCACCAACACGUUCUUCACAGGGACCUGAAACCUCAGAACUUACUCAUCAGUCACCUGGGAGAGCUCAAACUGGCUGAUUUUGGUCUUGCUCGUGCCAAGUCUGUUCCCAGCCAGACAUAUUCUUCAGAAGUUGUGACCCUCUGGUAUCGCCCUCCCGAUGCCUUGCUGGGAGCCACUGAAUAUUCCUCUGAACUGGACAUGUGGGGUGCAGGCUGCAUCUUUAUUGAAAUGUUCCAGGGUCAACCUCUGUUUCCUGGAGUUUCCAACAUCCUUGAACAGCUGGAGAAGAUCUGGGAGGUGUUGGGAGUUCCCACAGAGGACACCUGGCCUGGAGUCUCCAAGCUACCUAACUACAACCCAGAAUGGUUUCCACUGCCUAAACCUCAAAGCCUUCAGAAUGUCUGGAACAGGUUGGGCAGGGUUCCAGAAGCUGAAGACCUGGCCUCACAAAUGCUGAAGGGUUUCCCUAGAGACCGUGUCUCUGCCCAGGAAGCACUGGCUCACGACUAUUUCAGUGACCUGCCUUCUCAGCUAUACCAGCUUCCUGAUGGAAUGCACUGUUGCUGUUUUGAUUUUCAUUUGCUUCAAAGUACCAUGAAUCAUCCAAUUUUGGCCCCACAUUGGCCAAGGGAUUUUGUGUUGUCUCCUGUAUCCUAUAUUGUCUGUGUUAUGUUCAAGGGGACAAUAUGUAAUAUCCGAAGAAAAUGCAAUUGAAGGUUACUGCUAUUGUCAUUUUCCUAGAACUUGAUACUGGUUGGCUCAAAAAUUAGAUUGGAACUGAAAUGGUCUGAGACAUCUGAAUAAAUUGGUUAUUUGAUGAAGAGAUCCCUGGGCCAGAAGGUAGAUUUCCUGACAGGACAGAUGGGAGACUGACAAUUGAAAGAAGUUGGAGACAGAACUGGCGCUUACAGAGGCCUGUCACUCCUGUGCUCACUUACAAUUUCCCUCCGACAAUAGGCCUUCUGUGGCAAGGAGGGGAUUAGUCUAAAGUUUAGAGGUCUCCAGGGAAGAUGUUUUCUUGGAUAAAGUUGUCAACAAAAGGACUUGCUUAAGACUCUUUGUUGCGAUUUCCUAGGGGCUACUUCUUCUAACUGGAUUAUCAAAACACAUGACCACCCCAACCAAUUUUAAGAGUUUGAAUUGAGCUGCUACUUAUGUCAUGAUGAAUCUAAGCUAUUAUGUGAUAGUAGAGAUAUUGGAUAGGUAGGCAGAUCUAAUCAAAGAGUUUCAAAGAUGUAAUUCAAGCCCUGUUGCACCAUCAGACAUACAUGAGUGUACACACACACACACACACACACACACACACACACACACACCUUUCAAGUAGAAUUAGAGAUCUGACUCCAGUAACACACAUAACGUUUUCUAUAGUGACUCCUAAAGGAAGCCAAGGAAACUCAAAUUACUUCUGUCUAGGGAUCAUCUAGUCAGGAAAUGCAGUAGCCUAGAAACCAGAGACCUCUAUAUAUCCUUUAGAAGAACAAGGAGGAACUAAUUAAGAGAGAAUUUAACAUAGUAACUAUCCACCCAAAGUCUGAAAUGGAAGAAAGGAAAACUUCAUGCAAACCAUCUAAAGAAACAGACCUACAUUAGUGAGUGUUUGAUUUGAGUGAGGCAUUUGAGGAAGUUUUCCAAGUAUCCCUGGAAGAUGAAACUGUGGGCUGGAUGAGAGGGCAGAUAUUUGUGCUCAAAGAACAGUGGUUAUUCAGCUGCAGAGAAGUCAAGAGUAGUGUGAUACAAAGUUAAGUUUUGUGUCCUAUUCUAGUCAAAUGUUUACAUUAAUCAUUUGAAUAAAGUCAGAGAAGGUACACAGUUUAUUCCUAAAACUCACUAAGGUAAGCACUAUUACUCAUUUAUUACUUCUAUUUCACAAAGAAAAGAAAAAGAAAAAAAAAAGGAAACCAUAGCUCAAAGAAGUUAACUCUUUCAGGGAAGCAUGCCAGAGUUGAGGUACAACACCUAGGCCUGGCUGCCUCUGAGGUCUCUGAUUUUUCCAAUAAUCAUAUAUCUAUCAAAUCUGUAGAAAACACGACUCCUGAUAAAGCAACUAACAUUUGGUCUUUAGUUCAUGUUCAAAAGGCUUCAAACCUUGAUGUAAGCUUAUGGGUGUCACUAUCCACCUCUUAGAAUGACUAAAUUCAAAACACUAACAACACCAAAUGCUGGCGGGUACCCCAUUCACUGCUGGUGUAGCCACUUUGGAAGAUGGUUUGGUGAUAUCUUACAAAACUAAGCUUACUCUUAUCAUAGAUCCAACAACUAUAUUCUUUGGUAUUUGCCCAAAUGGAUUGAAAACUUAUGUUCACACAAAAACCUGUACCAACAGAUAUUAAUAAAAGCUUUUCUUCCCCCAUAGUCACCAAAACAUGGAAAUGAGAAAGAUAUACAAUAGUUCAAAGUAUAGAUAUAGUGCUACAUUCAGAUGGUAGGCUAUUAGUCAACUCUAAAAAGAAGUUGGCUCUCAAGUCAUAAAAUGAUGUGGAAGAAUUGAAAUGAGCCUUCUAAGUGAAAGAAACUGAUAUGAAAGGGCUGCCUACUUUUUAAAAAAUAGUUAUUUAUUUUCCUUUUUGUUGCCCUUGUUGUUUUUAUUGUUAUUAUUAUUGUUGUUAUUGAUGUCACAGUUGUUGGAUAGGACAGAGAGAAAUGGAGAGAGGAGUAGAAGACAGAGAGGGGGAGAGAAAGAUAGACACCUGCAGACCUGCUUCACCACCUGUGAAGCAGCUCCCCUGCAAGUGGGGAGCUAGGGGCUCGAAAGGGCUGCCUACUUUAAUAAAUUGAUGGAGCACAGAGGACUGUUAGAGCAGUGAACCCGCUCUCCUGCUAUAAUGCUAUAGUGAUGGAUAUAUGUCACUACAAGCUUGUUCAAACCCGUAGGACAGCACUAAGAAGGAAUCUUGAUGUCAACUGUAGACUCUGGUCAUGAUGAGGUUCAUCAGCUGUCACAGAUGUACUACUCUGCUGGGGUGUUGAUACAGGGGAGACCAUGCAUGCAGAGGGGCAGGGUGUGUGUGAGAAAUCCCUAUUAUUUCUGCUCAGUAUUGCUGCAAACUUAAAAUUGCUUUGGGAAAUAAACCAUUAAAAGACAACAAACAAAUAAAGUU